This is a messenger RNA of Fomitopsis serialis, 678 nucleotides long. RefSeq lists its product as uncharacterized. The record is from RefSeq and is a predicted model, not a curated record. The coding region runs from base 1 to 678 and encodes 225 amino acids. Gene Ontology annotation, molecular function: acyltransferase activity, transferring groups other than amino-acyl groups. The transcript is spliced from 8 exons. NCBI's taxonomy places the organism in Eukaryota, Fungi, Basidiomycota, Agaricomycetes, Polyporales, Fomitopsidaceae.
AUGAAAGUUCCCCCGCCACAAAUCAAUAUCCUCGAGGUCAAGGAGCCGACCGAUGCAAUGAUUGAUCAAGCGGUCGAGCUCACCGUAUUGCUUGAGGCUAAAGAUCAGUCGUGCAAAGUGUGGACAGGCGGGAACCCAGCUGAGCUGCUACCCAUUCUCAUGCGCUCCAUCAUCAAGGCGACCUGGUUGUGUGAAGGCGCGGGGGAAACGUACGUUGCGACGGACGAGAACGGAACACUUGUCGGGUACUCGCAAUGGAUCCCGCCAGGGCGAGACCUCUGGGAUUCAGAGGACCAACGCCAGUGCGGUUAUUAUGACUUUAUGGAGAGGAUGUCGGAGGAGGGCAACAAUUAUUUCAAACAGUCGUUAGGGAAUGAAUUCCCGAAGUAUCUUGAUGAUUCCUUCGGCAUGCCGCAGUCCCAGUACAAGACACACUUCUGCAACCUCGCCAUGGUGCGGCCCGACUACCAGAAUAAGGGAAUCAUGACCGCCAUGUUUAGGAUGGCGUACGAGAGGGCGAAGCAGACCGGGGCGACGCUGGCCUUGUCUGCAGGGGACAAGAAUAACAUUGUGGUGUAUGAACACAUAGGGAUGAAAGUGGUAGGCCACCGGACGUUCCAGUCGCCCUGGGGCGAGUGGUCAAGCUGGGCGUUCGCAUGGGAGACGAAAGAGAAUUGA